AUGGAGCAACGAGAGGUUGAGAAUUCAAAAGCAUAUGAUGAGCUCCUAAGUAAAAACAAGGAAUUGCAACUGCAAACGGAAUCAGCUCAAUUUCAAUCGGCUCUUGGGAAUGCUAGAAAUGUUCGCUGGGAUGAUGAAGAUGUCAAUAAUUCCGUCAAUCUCAAUAGUGAUAUCAAAACACUUCAAACUUCUUUACGCGAAUUUACCUAA
Molecule: messenger RNA, 210 nt
Organism: Ambispora gerdemannii
Lineage: Eukaryota; Fungi; Glomeromycota; Glomeromycetes; Archaeosporales; Ambisporaceae
Source: the annotation of a GenBank genome assembly